Haliotis rubra (blacklip abalone) is the source of this 2777-nucleotide messenger RNA. Its product is annotated as protein VASP homolog. Gene Ontology annotation, molecular function: RNA binding. Gene Ontology annotation, cellular component: nucleus. The transcript is spliced from 7 exons. The coding region runs from base 136 to 1146 and encodes 336 amino acids. NCBI's taxonomy places the organism in Eukaryota, Metazoa, Mollusca, Gastropoda, Lepetellida, Haliotidae. The record is from RefSeq and is a predicted model, not a curated record.
GUACUUUUUACAAACAUGUGGAAAGCACACCUAUUAGAUUAGCAGACAUUAUUUGUAACGUGAUUAUCUUUUGUGGAACUAACGUAUUUCAUUAUUGGGUUUUCAAAGAGAAGAGCUUCAAGUUAUUGAUACUGCAUGAUGAUGAGACCACCAGGCAUGCGACCUCCGGGAAUGGGACCACCCAGAAUGAGGCCUCCAGGGCCUGGUCCCCAAGGACCACCUCGACCCAUGGGACCUGGUCCACGUGGACCACUGAGGCCAGGACCACCAGGGCCACAGGGUCCACUUCGACCACCAGGUCCGGGGGGACCACCAGGACCUGGGCCCGUCAGCAGUAAUACAAAUGAUCCAGCAUCUGCCAAGUCUCGAGUGUUUGUUGGAAAUUUGAACACUUUUGCUCUAAAUAAAGAAGAUGUAGAGCAAAUCUUUAUGAAGUUUGGCUUAGUCACUGGGAUAUCCAUGCACAAGGGUUAUGCAUUUGUACAGUAUGGGAGAGAAAUGGAGGCCAGAAUAGCAGCAGGGGCUGAAGAUGGGAAGACCUAUGCUGGUCAGGUUAUUGCAACAAAUAUAGCCUCUGAACCAAGGGGUCGUGGUAUCAAGAAAACACCUCCCAAUGAAAGGCGUCCAAGUUUGAACUCCAAGCCAACAACACCCACAACUCCGUCAGUCAACUCCAGCAUGAAGCGCACCCUGGUGACACUAUCUGGCGACACAUCAGAACCCCCUGCCAAGAAGCCCACCCCAUCCCCCAGCACGUCCAGUAACGCCACCAAGUCGAAAAUCUCCUCCAUCAACACAGCCGGGUGGAUGUUCUUAUAUGUGGUAGGUGCAAGCUCCAGUUCAACAGUCUACACAGUCUGGCACAACACAAGAAGAUUCCCUGUCGACUACGCUUCAGCUGCCAAUGUCAGAAGAACCCUCCACCUACAGUGUCAGAUGAGCCCUCGCAGUUGUUGUGUGCAUCCUGUGAGGCCCAAUUUAACACUGCAUGGUCCCUUGUACAACAUUGCCAGGCUGAACACGCUGUCAAGAUCUUCAAGACGGAGGACGAGGACAAAGAAGUGUCAGGGAAGAGUGAGGAAAACGGUGAUGACAGCACACUUCAAAACAAGACUGGGGCAACAAAGAAAUGAUCCUGUUCUUUAGUUCACUCAUCAUUUGAUGUAAAUUUCGACCGACAGCCAUGUAUUUCAACACUGACGCCAUCCCAUCAACAACAGAGGGUACUGUGACAAGUGGUCAUACCUAUUUGGUACCAUUCCGUUUUGCAGUCACCUUGAAACACCAACCCUCAUCUACUUUUGAAUGUAUGGCAUCAUUACAGAUCCCAUUUGCUAUGAGAAACAUGUUCUGUCUCCAUCAGCACACAAGCUUCAGUACUUCAGGCUCUUGUAUGAUCUGCUCCCCUCCAUCACUGUGAAUACUGACAGUCGCUUCGCACUAUAUUUGUAUAAACCAAAGAAUGCAGCAAUACUCCACAAGGGAGACAACUCUGAGUGCACUAAUUAUAGUGCGUCAUGCCGUAGCCUUGCACCUAUCUGCUCUAUAAGUGUGAUGCAGUUGUCGGGUUUGCACAAUACACUGAGUAGGGUCCAAUUUGCAUCUAUGAGCUAUUAAAGACUUCAUCAUUAGAGUGCACUACUUUGUAGAACAGUGCUGUAUGUAUUCACUGUGAGUGUUGGGGAUGGUAGUUCAUACAAGCACAUGAAGUAGCCUUGUUAUUCUGUAUAUACACUGAACUUCAGCAGUCGGCUCAUUUCACUAUAGAAGUUGAUGCCAAAUUAUGAUUUUAUCUUGUGCUUGUCAUGUUACUAGAUUGUCACUUGUGAUUUUAGCCUGAUUUCUGAACUUGAAUGUAAUAUAUGCAUAUGGUAUUGACUGGUCUAUACAUGGGUCAUGUUUGUAGACAGAAUUUUAUGUCAUCCCUGUGUAGGGCGACCUACUGAAGAACACGGUACUACACUGAGAGGAUGGCCAACACUGGUAUGUUUGUAGAGGUGUAUUCAAGACUUGUAAUGGCAGCUUCAAUAUGGAGGAACAAGGGGAGUUAGCUGCAGACCAUGCGAUGUUGUCACACUAAAGUGUCAUACCAUGCACGUGACUACGUUAUCUGGUACUUGGAUAACAUUCACGCCUGCUUCAAACCCAUUUAGGAUGGGUCAAAUAGGGUGUAUAUGUUUAUAACAUUGCUCAAUGCCUGUUAGAAACGGUACUUGUGUUUUGGAUAACCCGUCAUUUCACUCCCAUUCCUGGCAUUUUUAUCACAUCUGUAAUUAUUCGUCAACACUCAUAUAAGAACUUAUUUUUUAAUGAUUUAUUUUCUUUACCUACUUACUUGCACAUAGCACUUAGCGUGUUACCAUAGUUACCUGAAACACAAGUAUUAUAAUUUGAGCAAUAGUUUACAUCUCAAAGUGUCCACAAGUCAGGUUUGUUCAGGUUAAUAGAGUAAUGCCCCGGAGGACAUCUUCACCAAUACCAGUAUUUCUAGCCCAAAGUCUGGACCACGGGAAUUAGUGAUAUUUGUGGAUCCAAAUCUGUAUCCUUGAAACCUGUAUGACAGAUGGGUAUGGUUGUGAUUUAGAUGUAAGACGUUUCAGGAGUGUGCUUGGGUCUCAACCAAACACUCCCACAAAAUACAAUAUUUUCUACUGGUAUUAUUAUUAUCCUAAUGCAAUGUAUGAAAUAAGGCUCCUCUGACUGCCCAAGAUGGGCUAGAUUUCUGACGGACGGUCUAAAUUAACAACUAGCCAGCCCGAUGGUCUGGUAAUUUAUUU